UGAGUGUCCGUGAGGAGUCGGCAACCUUGAGAAGAUCUGGUCACAGAGCCUCCUGACUUGAAACCAUGCAGCUUCUUUCCCAUAUUUUCUAGAGCCUGGAGCUGCGUGGGGCAAUUCAAUCAUUAUUAUACCCACCCACCCAUGGGAUUACCGGUGGACGCAGCCGGACACCCUUGGGCAUCGAUGCCUGCCUUCAAUCUGCCUGGAAGGGAAGGCUAACUCUUCAGCAAACCCUAUAGCGAACCGAUCCGCCUCUGAGAUACGUUGCUUCCCAUUCUCCUCACUGCACUUCAAUUAAGAUCCCUUUUGUUAGUUCCUGAUUCUCCCCAUCCUCGAGUGACAGCACGCUACCUGCUGGGUAGAGAGGUAUCGAGAUAGAUGUCGUAGCAAACAGCCAUGCGCUCCGUAACAUAAAAAGGAAAUAAAAUCUGUUGGGCCCGAAGCUUCUCGAAAUCCCCUUUCGAUGACUUGGUCCGCACCACCGUAAUAUGUAGUCUACUAGCCAUGCCACUGUCUCAUCAAUCGCCUCCAACAUAAACUUCCACUUAGAAGUGCUUUCUCCUGCCUGCUUGGCCGCCGUACUAAAAUAGCGCCGCUUUCCCUUGAUCAGUUGUGGCAAAGCAAAAUGAAUAAUAUUAAGGAUUGGAAGGCUCUUGCUGUUCACCUGGACCGUGGGGAUUUCCGCCGAGACGUCCGAUUGUAUCUCCAACCGGGGGAUCAUCUUAUCAUCCCUAUCCCACCAGCACACGCCUUUGGCGCUGUCCGGUAUAUCUGCUGAAACCCUGCUAGAGGUUAUUGCCUGUAGGGGAUCAAACGCUCUAGCGGAGGCCCACUGACGACGCACAGUCUUAAUAUUAUAGUCAGACAGACGGAGCGCAGUACGAUCUCUUGAGUUCUCUGGAGUGACUUGGAGAGACGAAACGCUUGCCGCCGUUGUUUCUUUCCCGCUCCUCUCUCUCUGCCCCUCUCUCCCAUUGUUAGCCGCCUCAUCUUCUCUCGUCCUUUUCACCCACCCACCCCUUUAUUUAGUUUUUUAAGACUUACUCUUCACAUCUCUCACCCACAGUCAGUCACACCAUCCCCUCUCCCUCCCCUCCUCCGCACAAAAGUGUCAACAUCCCUGGUGUCAUAGAUAAAGUAUGUGGCGUCAAUGAUUAGCUCCGCUUCCCGCACACUCUGCCGACUGAAUCACCCGCCUUGGUGCUUUUCCGGCUCCACGGAUCGAUCCGCUGCUCGCGUGUCUGGCUGACCGAUUGCUGGUUGCGUUGACUGAAGAAGCUGGAGUCUACGCACAACAACCCAACCCAAUUAAUAAUCCCGUGACCGGGCGCUUCACAUGUUUCCGGAUUAGUUAGUUAGCAAAGCUGCCAUUUUGCAUUUCGCCUCCUCCCUCCACCCCCCUCAGUCAGGCUCCUCGACUCUACCCCAUCCCCCCUCCCCACAAUCCUCAUUCCGCUCGGACUCUGCGAAAUAAUGCGGCCAAUAAUGACUGUGUUGAGUACUGACUGCCAAUGCCUUAUUCCUCGUGUUUAGGAUAAGCCCCGUGCUCCUGUCUCAUCGACCCGCUCUUUGUUCACCGCGUUCCUGGCGCCCUCGGUUUGCGCCCUCGGUCUGCCCCAGAACCUUCCAAACUGUGGAUUCACCUUGGGAGCCGCGCAUAACUUCCCCUACCUACCAUGAACCUGGGGAAGCGGGUAAAUAACACACCGUUGAAAAUCCCCGGUGUAUGGUUUUUCGCUCUACGAUCCCAUCUCAAUAACCUCCUCCGAUUACUCCUAGGCGCUAGAACAUCAGUAUCCGUGUUUGCACGAUCGCACGCCUGUCCCACUCUGUCUACAUUUAUCGUUGAAACCCCACACGCGUGUCAGAUACAGUGGCACUUGCACAGCGGCUGCAGGCUCAGCUGUCCAUAGCCCAGGCCUGACUUCUACCACCUUUGCAAUACUUUCGCACUGCCCGCCACAGCAAGUCCCAUUUACUUGUGGCCUCGGUCAGCGCUCCGCUCCCGAUUGUGCCGAUGCAGGCGUUCUCAUUUGUUCCCCCUAGCAUGGGCCCCGCCGAGGGCCAGAAGAACUAUGUUUUUGUGGACGAACACAACAGACACAAGCGUCUCAAGGUUAUGAGAGCUUGCAAUGGCUGUCGCAAACGAAAGAUUAAAUGCGAUGCUGCAACCACCAAUACCUGGCCCUGCUCCGCGUGUACUCGAUUGAAACUUGUUUGCAUCCCCCCAACCAUCGGCCAGGAUGGCGAUUUUUCAUCCCAUGGCCAAAUGCCUGAGUCGAGUCAGCAGCCGCCGCCAACGAAUCUUCUUCAUUCCGCAGAUUUAGACCUUUCCUCCCAGAACAUAUCUCACCAACCGCUUUUUCUUGAUAGGACACAUGCUCAGAGUAUUGGAGGCGGCCGAAGCUAUAGUGAGGAAUCCCGGUUGUAUCAAGCGCAAGCAUAUACAGAACAUGCGCAAAGCCCCCGGCAUAUAUAUCACGCCCUCUCUCCACCGCAUCUUGUUCCUAUGCAACAUAACCAAACAUUUCAACAUAACCCGAACCUAUACACUACGUCACCACCUCAUCAACUCCUAACGAGAGUGGACACUACAUCGUAUGCGAAAUCUGAACAUUCAAAUGCAGAAGAUCUGAGCGAUGCACUUGGCGAUCUUAAAAUUGACGAAACUGGUGUUGCCGCUUAUAUCCGGCAACCUCGAAAAGGAGACAAAGAUCCGGAAGUUCCGACCGCAGAGGAAGGUGACGCGAAGCUCCCACCCUUUAUUUCGACCUCUGGCGCAACUAUUCGUAUACCCCCUGAACUGAUGCCAUCAGACGACGACGCUAUGAAAUAUUUCGAUAUUUACUUUACCCAUAUCCACCCUUAUGUACCUGUCGUGCAUCGAGGCCACUUAUAUCAGCAAUGGCAAUCCGAUAAAACAUCCAUAUCGCCCCUUCUUUUAGAGGGCAUAUUUGCUUGUGCCGGGAGGAUGUCGGAUGAUCCCGCGCAAGGAGCACAGUGGCUUGCGCUGGGCAAUCGGCACGAAGCGGCAUUUAUGGAAGCUCCUCGACUGAGUACGAUCCAGGCCUUAUUACUUUUCCUAAAAGCUAGAGAGGGCUCCCCGAAAAAAGGUUACUUCUACCGCUCUUGGCAGACGGUGAAGACUAUGGUUUCCAUGGCGAAGGACCUCGAUCUUCAUGAACACCACAGCUAUCAUGCUGAAGGACAACCUUGUGGGCUUGAUACAGUUGAAUGCCUCGUCCAAACCAGAGUAUGGCAAGCCCUUUUGGUGGUCGAAACAAUGAUCGGUGGUCCUCAAGGGCGCUCGGAUUUUGGAGUUGAUCCAGAUUCUGUUGAAUACGGGACUUCAUUGAAUAUUCCCAAUUUAGACGCUUUUGAAAUCGAAAGGUCACGAUUAUUUGCUUAUUUUAUACGCAAUGUCCGCAGCAUUCGACUGAUCACAGAUUCAUAUCAUAAGCUCAAGAGACAACCGGACUGGGGAGCCGAUCCUCGAUUUAUAGAAAACAACACCCUAAUCCCAGACUGGCUCGCCAACCUUCCGCCCGACUUGCAGGUCACAUAUCCGCCAGAUGGGUCUCCGCCAUGGCUUCCAUCCCACCUUGUGGGAAAUAUGCAUUCUCAUUUCCACCUUUCCACCAUAAUCCUACACCGUCCUCAACUUCUGGCAUCGAAAUCUUUCGCCGCUGGCGGGAAAUGGAGAACUCAUAUGCUUCUCUGUUAUAAUUCAGCAAAAAAGCUCUGUCGCCUACAGGAAGCGAUUAUACGAUCCUUUGGUUUGAACGGCUUGUUUUACAUGCAGCGCGGUAUCAGCUUUACUGUAUAUGGUAUCUUGACAUGUACGAUGUUGCAUCUCAUUGCGAUCACCUCCCCUGACCCCGAGCUUAACUCCGAUGCAAGGAUAUAUUUCACCCGCCACAUGCGUCUCCUCGAACAAUGUGCAACUACAUGGCCUGUUCCCGAUUUACAAGAGUCGAUCAACCAACUUCGAUUAGCGUUUUCGGCCGAUAUUAACAAGCCAUUUGAGCUAAAACGGAGCUUUCCCUAUGGUAGUCCAUCAGAUCAACAUCACCCCAGUCCUCCAAUGGACUCUCACUACUUAUCCUCGUCCUUUGCUGCAAGUUGCCCAGAACAGAAUCAACUCGCAUAUGGAACCCACGCACUCACGCCUCCUAUAUCUGCUGAGGUUAAUGAUAAGGCAGGCGGCCCUACACUACAAGAGAUAAUGCAGAGUCAUGACCAAAACCAAGACCUGCUCAACAUCCCAUUGGCCGAUAGUAACACCUGGGAUCCCACUCGAAUUAUCAACCAAUGGGACCUUGCCUUCUCUGGCGGUGGAUCCAAUGCUUCCAGCACGAAUUCUCCUCCACUCUCAGCAACCAACCCCUCGCAGGACGGCCAGAGCCUCCCAGCCCAAUACCGCAUGCACUAUUCCCAAACGCCCAAGAUGUCCUCCAUGCCUGUCCCGCAACCUAUGGCCCAGCCCACUUAUAGCAACAUGCAGUCGGUGAUUAGCGCGCGAGACUGGCAACGCAGUGUCGCUAGUGUAUACGACCCACAAGGCUUGAAAAGGAGGUGGGAUCAUCAGGUAAAUUUGGACCAGGACCGCGGAUGAAUGUGAGAAGAGCGCUCCAUUCUCACCAUUACGCACCCGUGAAAUACCAUGGGACGACUACCCGCCUUCCGGACCAUAUGGUAGAUGCAUGUGCUAGUAUUCAAGAGAUUGUGCUGUUGCGCCAAGCUUGAUGCGGGAACUUGUUCCCGUUUCCAAUGCAUUUCCAUAUCCAAACACAUUUUGCAUCGAUAGUGGUGACUAUCUAAGGUGAUUUUAGAUAUAAUGCUUGUCAUUCAUGACAAUCAUAGUCCAGGGGUGCAACCAAGUCGUUUUCGGACUCGAGGCAUCACAUCGUGACAUCAUACCGGUCCUGCAACUCCCCAAUCAUGUUAAUCCGAUUACCAUUUAUAUACUCAUACCAACAUUUACCCAUGCUUGAUCAACGAACAAAAAAGAAAAAAGAUAAAGAUAAAAACAACAUACAGAUUUUUUCCCAUAUAUACCCCGAUAUUUAACGCCCCCAUUUGCUUCUUUCGAAGAACGAGAACACAUCGAUGCGUUUUAUGUUAAUUUUUCUCUGCUAUGAUGGGACGAAUGUGUGCGAUUUUUGCGUUUGUUCUUACUGCUCUGCUUAAUUACUAUUCUUGUUUAGCAUACACACACACACACAUAUAUAUAUAUAUUUCUGGCCCUUUCGGUUUCUUAACCAGGCCUGGGUAUCCAUUACAAGUUACUAUCUAGUAUUUGGGAACGGCUGCCCGCAUCUGUUAGAGGAUGAUGGACACCCGUGUCUAAAUGUUGUAUGUGGUCGCUAGACCCAUUUUUCUUUUCACACCUUUUCCUCUCAUCUCACCUUUUCCCUUCCUUCUUCCAUCUAUUUCAACUUUUAUUUCAUAUCCCUUUUUAUUUUGUUAUUGGAAAGGAGGCCCAUGGUUUGGAUGGGAGGCUAUUUGUUACUUGUCAUGUUCCUGUUUCGUAUGUGCCUGUACAUUAGACAAUUGAUUCCAUUGAGGAUUCAGGCGAUUGGGCUUUGAAUUUCUUUUUUUUCUUUUUCUUUUCUUUUUCUUUUUAUUUUUCUUUUCUUUUAU
This is a messenger RNA of Blastomyces dermatitidis ER-3, 5643 nucleotides long. RefSeq names its product C6 finger domain-containing protein. The record is from RefSeq and is a predicted model, not a curated record. Gene Ontology annotation, molecular function: zinc ion binding; DNA-binding transcription factor activity, RNA polymerase II-specific; DNA binding. Gene Ontology annotation, biological process: regulation of DNA-templated transcription; DNA-templated transcription. Bases 2018 to 4615 code for a protein of 865 amino acids. The transcript has 9 exons. Lineage: Eukaryota; Fungi; Ascomycota; Eurotiomycetes; Onygenales; Ajellomycetaceae.